This is a messenger RNA of Rubroshorea leprosula, 1889 nucleotides long. The record is from the annotation of a GenBank genome assembly. NCBI's taxonomy places the organism in Eukaryota, Viridiplantae, Streptophyta, Magnoliopsida, Malvales, Dipterocarpaceae.
AGAAUUUGGAUUCUUCACAAGAAUCAUAUUCACAUCACUGUCUCUUCCAUGAGCUGCCAAGCCAUUCAUUGCCAUGUUUAUAAUUCUUUGUCUAGCCAAUAUUUUUUCUUGAGUGCCAUUUAUGCUAAUCCUUACUCGGAUGCUGUUAGACAGACAUUAUGGGAUGAAUUAAUUCUUUUUAGCCAGGCACUACCUGCUGUUCCAUGGCUAGUGGGAGGGGAUUUCAAUGACAUAAGAUCUCCCUCAAAAAGAUCAGAUGGAGCAAGCAUCUCAAAAGAAUCUCUUUCUUUUCAUGAUAAGCUUAAUGCUGCUGAGCUCCAUGACAUUCCUUCCUCGGGUUUUUAUAUCACCUGGUGCAACAAUAGGGAGGAUGGUCCCAUUACUAAAAAGUUGGAUCGCUUAAUGGUCAACGAUGUUUGGUUUGACUUAUUUCCAGGCACUAAUGCAGAAUUUUUGCCCCCUGGCUACUCAGACCAUUGUGCAGAUAUGGCAAACUCUCUCAUCCAUCCUGUUAUAGAGGAAGAGAGUAAGGUUGUGGUUUUCUCAAGUCCUGGAAAUAGGUCUCCUGGCCCAGAUGGUUUUACAGCAGAAUUUUAUAAAGCUGCCUGGUCUAUUGUGGGAGAGAAAGGAGUUAGGCAAAGGGAUCCCUUAUCCCAAUACAUUUUUGUGGUAUGCAUGGAGGUCCUUUCUCGUAUGUUGAACAAAGCCGCUGAGGAAGGAAAAUUUGCUUAUCACCCUAAAUGCAAAAAUGUGCAGCUUAUACACUUAUGCUUUGCUGAUGAUCUCAUGAUAUUCACAGAUGGUAGCCUAGCCUCUCUAAAUGCAAUUGAUGCUGUCUUGACGCAUUUCUAUAAGGUUUCUAGCCUGAGAGUGAACUAUGCUAAGUCAGAAUUGUUCUGUUGUGGGUUAUCUACAUCACAUACCCAGUUGCUUGCUGAAAAAUUUGGUUUCAAGAUUGGUACAUUGCUAGUAAGAUAUUUAGGAGUACCAUUGAUCACGGGGAAGCUUGCAAAGAAGGAUCUCAGGCCUUUAGUCUCUAAAAUCACUGAGAGAAUGUCCUCCUGGGCUGCUAAACAUCUCUCCUUUGCUGGUAGAUUACAACUAAUCUCCUCGGUAAUUCAAGGCGUCACCAAUUUUUGGUGUUCUGUUUUCAUACUGCCUAAAGGGAUUAUUAAAGAAGUGGAAAAGAUAUGUGGUGCUUUUCUUUGGAAUAAUGAAACUUGUAGUGCUAGAGGGGCUAAGGCAGGUUCUGUUUGGGUUGCUUGGGUCCAGGAAAACUUACUUAAGGGCAGAAGCUUUUGGUCUAUUAAUAUUCCUUCUGAUGCUUCUUGGGGAUGGAGGAAAAUUUUAAAACUAAGGCCAUUAGCUAGAGGGCUAAUCCAUCACAUACCAGGGAAUGGUCAGAACACUUAUCUCUGGCAUGAUAAUUGGCACCCUGCUGGCCCACUAUUAGAAGUUUAUGGAAACUCUAUUGUUCAUGAUUCAGGGAUACCUUCCCAAGCUAAACUAGCCAGUGUUAUAACUGGUAGAUUUUGGAAUUGGCCUCGUGCUAGAUCUCCCCAAUUGAUGGAAAUUCAAAUACCUCUUUUUGAUAUUCAUCCUAGGGAGGGUGAAAAUGAUUCAGUUAUUUGGUUGACCUCCCCAUCUGCAUCUUUCCAAACUGGUCAGACUUGGCAUUGGUUAAGACAUAAGCAGCCCAGGAAGGUAUGGCAUAAACUUGUUUGGUUUCCUCAUGCUAUCCCUAAGCAUAGCUUCAUAGACUAGUUUCUGGGUAAUAGUAGAAUGUGUACUAACUAUUGUGUAUUUUCUUAGCCUUUUCUCUCUUGUAGCAGCUCAUGUGCUGCUUUAUGUUGUAAGUAUUUUUGGAUAAAUAAAUUCACCUUUUAUCC